GAAAUUCAUCUUGUGAAGAACGAUCAAAUAAUGAGCAAAAUCAAAUCAAAUCGUUGGACAUGACGCCUGAUGAUAAUAAAGAGAGGGUUAAUACACCCUUUUCAUAUAUGGGAAGCUCUUCUGGAAUUUAUAUAUUAAAUCGAUUAUUCGCAAAGAAUGCAAGUAAUCUAGAAAGUAAGGAAAAAGAGACUCUACCAAGACCCUUGGAAGGACAUGAAGAAGAUUUAAUGAUUGUGCGAUAUGGAUGUAAUACUUUACUUUAUCAAGAUGAAUCCCAUGCUACCUAUUUUAGAUGAAGACAAGUUUUAUGAAGAAUAUCAAAAGGCAAACCAUGCCGCUAUAUUUAUACCAAUCAUCAUGUCUGUCUGUCGUGCUGCUUGUCGCUUACUAAAAGAGGACGAUCUAUUAUUAAAAAAAUAUAAUUUAGAGCGAAAUACGUUAUUCAAGGAUAUUAAUAAACAGUUGGAGCUUUAUUUUGAUUUGGAUUUCCUUGAACCAAAGAUAGAAACAAUUCAAGUUCUCUUACUUAAUUCUGCUAAUGCUGUUAAAUGGGGGAUUGAUAGUAAAGAUUGGAUAAUGACAAGUAUAGCUGUUAAAAUGGCACAGGAUUUAGGAUUACACAGAGCAAAUACUCAACAAGAAGAUAUACCAAAAAAGGAGAUGGAGGCUAAAAAGAGAUUAUGGUGGUCUGCUUAUGUAAUCGAUCGUUGGGUUUGUGCGUCAUUAGGAAGACCCUUAACUAUAUCUGAUGCUGAUUGUGAUGUAGAAUAUCCUGAUCCACAAAAUACUCAAUAUAUUUUAUUUAUUUAUUUGAUAAAGUUAGCUUAUAUUCUUGGCGAUACACUUCGAAAACUUUGUUCGCCUAGAGCUCGUUUAAUGUCCGAAAAAGGAGUCAAUUUGGAGAACAUUUCCCGCAAUUUGGAACAAAUGCUUCUAGAAUGGAAAAAUUCCUUACCUGCAGACCUUAAUUUGACAGCAGAAGAAUUAUCCCAGAUUUCCCGAAAAGAUUUAGACCCAGGAUUAGAAAGAAAAUUAAAUAAUGGAGCUGGUAAACUUUACUUAGCUUACUGUGCAGUUUACUUAUUAUCAAAAAGACCCUAUAUUUCAAUGGGUCUUGGUAAUGAUUCUGCAGUCCAAAUGCCUUCUGAAUGUAUAAAAUGUUUAAAGACUUCAGUAGAUAUAUUUGAUGUAAUAGACGUUACAGCAUUAUUAUGUGGUUGGUCACUUUCAAGUUAUUGUAUUUCACAGACACAAAUGCUUUUACUGUUAAAUUAUAAAAAUGCAGAUGCAAACCUUAUUGUAGAAUCAAAGAAUUUAGCAAAGAGGUUUAGAGAACGACAUCAUGAAUUGUCACUUUUUAUUACACAGCCGUCUAUUGUGCCAUUCAUGGAAGCAUUAGCUAAUGUGGUUGGCAGUGAUGGAAAUAAUAAAGAAUCUGAGAUAUUACAUAAACAAGGCCAUUCAUCAUCAAUAGCAUCCACAAUGGCUUUUCAGAGCGCUGAUAAAAAAGAUGAAACAGCUAUAGAUCAACAAUCUUCAUUAUGGGAUGCAUCAAACGGAAUAGACUGGCAAGAAAUGAUUAAAUUAUUAGCAGAAACAGGAUAUCAGAUUUAAUAAUUAUUGUUUUUUGUUUAUCAUUGUCUUUUAUUGCUUUCAAUGUAUUUACAGAAAAAAAAAAAAAAAAAAAACGGACUUAAUAUUUACAUAAGCUGUCGGGGGAAAUAAUAAAACUCAG
Molecule: messenger RNA, 1735 nt
Organism: Cokeromyces recurvatus
Lineage: Eukaryota; Fungi; Mucoromycota; Mucoromycetes; Mucorales; Mucoraceae
Product: fungal-specific transcription factor domain-containing protein
Exons: 8
Coding region: 241-1614 (457 amino acids)
Biological process (GO): DNA-templated transcription
Molecular function (GO): DNA binding; zinc ion binding
Source: RefSeq, a predicted model, not a curated record